GUCGACUAGAUGUAUGAAACGCAGAGAAAUGGCCGAAACCAACGAAAAGUCAAAUUUGUUGGAUGAAAAGACAAAGAAUGUUGCUGCAAAAGACGUAGAAAAACUGGAUAAUCUUCCAAAUGACACGACUGACAUGGAUGAACAAGAUAAGAAAGAAAACACGAGAAGAAAUAGAGCUGGCGGGGAAAAGAGAAAAUUGUACGAGGUUAUGUUAUUAGAGGAAAUCCCAGAGACCAAGCGACCUAACGAACCAACGCACGCCGUACUGGAAGGUGAACUUGGAGAAUGGGAGGUCGAUGGUCAAAGCAACCAAAAUGUAAGAAAUCAUGCUCUUAUUCAUUAUAUUGCUGAUCUCGCCAACUCCAAUAAUCCAGAUGAUGUAUUUGAUUAUGAUUUCGUGGAAUCUUUGCUGCUGAAUGGCGCCGACAUCAACUGCAUGGAUCCAACUAGGCAAACGAUCUUCCACGAGGUGUCAAGAUCCUGGAAUACGGAUGUGGCGAAGUUUCUUGUGGAUCAAGGUGCCAAUGUAAAUCACCAAGACAUGUAUGGUCGUUCACCACUCCACGUUGCUGCAGCUGUUGACUACGCCAGCAUGGUGGAAUUUAUCCUCCAACAUGGCGGAGAUGUUAAUAUCAAAACGAAAGGAGAAGAACAAACUGCAAUAUAUUACGCAGCGAAAAAUGACGCCAUCAAAUCCCUGCAGAUGUUGCUAGGAUACGGGGGCAAUAUCGAUGCUCGUGAUUACAGGAAUCGUACACCCCUACAAGUUGCGGCAGAAAUGAACCGUUUCAAAGCCGCCAAACUUCUUGUGAGUGAAGGAGCUCCUGCCGGUGUCUAUGACCACAUGGGAAAUUCUGCGUUAUCACUGCUCAUUGAAAAGAUCCCUGAAGUGGCACUCAUAGCACUGGAUCAAUUUCACACAGUAGAUUACAUCAACAGAAGGGAGUUUUACUUUCUCAAUUACCUGGAAGGAGCAAAAUUACAGGACGGAUUACAAGAAACUCCAGCACGCUCCCCUUUAGAGAUUGCCGUUCAAAAUGAAAGGUUUGACGUCAUUAUGCAUCCAGUUAUGAGGAGACUUAUAGCGGUCAAAUGGAAGAUUUAUGGAAAGACGGGAGCAUUUUUGGAUCUUGGUCUGAAUCUGAUCUAUACAAUACUCUGGACUGUUGAGGGUGUAACGAUGCCAAGGAAUGGACACGAAUUAUAUUUGCCAGUCAGAAAAAAUGCUUGGAGAUACGCUGUUGAUAGUUUGAUCCUCCUGUUCACAUUAAUGGAGAUUAAACGACAGAUCAAACGGACAAUCAACGCUAGACGAGAACUGGUAAAAUGGCGUGAAUGGCGCGCUGAACAACUACAAAAAGACAAACAAUUUUGUCAUCCAAGAUGGCCACAAGAAAGCAAGCAUCUCGACUCAGAAAUUGCAGCAGUGAAAGGCCUUAGUCUUGUUUCGUCGUCUGAUAAGUGGGUUUACUUUGACUGGAUUUGUUUGUUUCUUAUCCUGGCGACCAUUACUACCAAUAUUCUGUUCUUUGAGGAAGAUUCUCAAAUUUGGAAAAACAUUAACAACCACACAACCGUUGCGAUGUUGUUAAUUCUUUGGCUCAGAAUGUUUAAAUACGCAAGACCUUUUGAAAACGCAGGUCCGUUCGUCGUAAUCUUCAGUAAUGUUGUUGGAGACAUUUUGAAGUGGGCCGUCCUGAACAUGAUAAUAAUCAUUCCUUUUGCUUGUGCAUUUUGGAUCGAGUUUGGAUUCAAUUCCAGCAACCCUGCUGAAGGAUACACUGAUGUCUCAUCGUUACUAUACAACAUCUUCCAAAUGAUGAUCAUCGGAGAUUACGGCUGGGAAAAACUCAAAGCCGCCAAUCAAGGAAUGGCGCGGAUUUUGUGCAUGUGUUUUAUUUUGGUUGCAGGAAUCAUCACACUGAACCUGCUCAUUGCUUUAGUAUCGAACACGUUCGAACGCCACUACGAAAAUGCUGUUGCGAAUGCAGUUAUGCAGCGCGCAAGUACGAUUUUGCUCCUCCAGUCACGGAUGGGGUACAAAAAACGGAAACAAUAUUACGAGUUUAUUAAAGCCAACGCAAGUCCGCAAAUAAUUCAGCAGAAAUUCGGACGGCUCAUGGCGUCGAAUCCCGAAGACAGGGCGAAUAUUGAACGAGUGUAUGACGACGUACGCCAGAUUAAAAGUGUCCUAGAUGAACGGUUUGGGAGACGUUAUGGAAAGGGAAAUAAAUCCGAUUUGGAAAUUGUUCGUGAAGAUUUGGGGAAAAUCAAGAAGUCAGGAAAAGAGUUAACGAGAGCAAUAAAGAAUAUUAAAUUGAUAUUGUAUGGUAUUGGAGGGCAACCUGUGUCACCAGGGCUUCCAGGAGAUCGAAAGGAUCUGUGCAGAAUGAGCAGUGCAGAGACCUGCAGAAUCAGGCGAGAUGACAAUGAUAGCGAUGAAGGUACUUUGAGAAAGAUGAAGAAAAACAUCGGUGGCAAUAACACUAACAACAACAAUUACAACAACCGCAACAACACGAACAAGAAUAAUGACAGCUACAAUAACAACGAUAACAACAAUAACACUUACAAUCCAAACAAAAAAUCUCAACAAUACCCAAGUGAGAGCAACGUUGAAAACAUGUCCCACCCAAGAAAAAAAAGAAGUCGAAAUCGUUCGCGAAGAUCAAAAAUGCCUGAGCCAACUUCAUCUGCUGAUUCUGACGAUGAUAGCAUAAGUUGCCAACCUGGAACACCGUUUCCAUUCACAUCGCGUGAUUUUAAGGAAGACGCUCAUCGGCGCAGAAUGGAGAAAAGUCAAUUUAAAGGAAACAGCAGACUCAAACGAAUUGGUGAAGAAAAUUGGAAUAGAGGUGAUUAUAAUCAAUGGCUGCCUUAUGACCACUUUGGAGAACAAGAUAUUCAACACUUUUCACCAAGAUCAGAAAGGAGAUAUGUGGAUCCGCAUUAUGGAGGACAUGAGUCUCCAAUACCUAUGCAUCCUAGUAUAAACGUUGUUUAUCCCAGGCAUCGAAGAGAAAGCUCCAUUCCUUAUUACCCCGAAGUGUCCUCGCAAACGAGAAGCCUACCACCAACAUUCAGCCCACAACAUGGAAGAUCUUUAGUUAGCCUCCACCAACGAAGGUUAGGAGCUCAGAUGGGUCCCUACCCACAAGAAUAUUUGAUGCAGUCAGAUGAUUUUGGUAGCUCGAGUGUAUACAGAAGGCCGUCUAGGGACGUUUUGAUUCGAUCUGCUACACAACGAAAUGACCCAGGUUCCCAAUAUUCAGACUCCGAUUACAAAUCAACAGAGCAAAGACAACGUGGCGGAAUCACAAAGUCUGAGGUUCCGCGUCAGGCAGGUGCCGGAGGUCAGGUCUCAAAAAACCAGGGUGAAGAAGAAAUAUUGCAAAAAAGACAACGUGAGAAUUCUGUCUCCAAUGUUAAAAAAUAUAGCGAAGAGGAGGUAAAAAGUGAAGAAUCUGUGAAAGGGACGAAAAACGAAAGUAAUUGCUAAAGCUGAAGCAUGAAAAAGAAUCGCAAAAAAACAUGCAUGCACGAUAAUACAAAGGCACUAUAAUUACAGACAUUAAAAUAUUUCAAGUUGUAGUAUCUAGCACAAUAAACGCGUUGAGUAGUAAAAAGAGGGGAACCCACGUUGAAAUUAUUCAUAUAGAAAUAUGUAUGAUAAAAAGAGUAGCUUUAUGUAGU
This is a messenger RNA of Dendronephthya gigantea, 3693 nucleotides long. RefSeq lists its product as uncharacterized. Gene Ontology annotation, cellular component: membrane. Lineage: Eukaryota; Metazoa; Cnidaria; Anthozoa; Malacalcyonacea; Nephtheidae. The coding region runs from base 14 to 3499 and encodes 1161 amino acids. The transcript has 11 exons. Gene Ontology annotation, biological process: calcium ion import across plasma membrane. Gene Ontology annotation, molecular function: calcium channel activity; protein binding. The record is from RefSeq and is a predicted model, not a curated record.